AUGGCUUCGGCACAAGAGGAGGCCAACGCCCUGAAGGUUCAGGGCAACAAGGCCUUUGCCCAGCACGACUGGCCCACCGCAGUCGAUUUCUACAACCAAGCGAUCGAGAAAUAUGACCAAGAGCCGUCAUUCUUUUCCAACCGGGCUCAGGCCCAAAUUAAACUCGAGGCAUUUGGAUUCGCUGUCGCCGAUGCCACUUCAGCUUUGGAAUUGGACCCAAACUACGUCAAGGCAUACUGGAGGCGUGCUCUAGCCAAAACUGCUAUAACCGACUACAAGGGAGCCCUCCGCGACUUCAAGGCUGUGGUCAAGCGCGAACCAGGCAACCAGAAUGCGAAACUCAAGCUGGCGGAUUGCGAAAAGCUCGUUCGCCGCAUGGAGUUUGAGAAGGCGAUCGAAGUCUCCGACCCCCCGUCCGCGUUUGAGGGCCUGGAUAUCGAUGCUAUCAAGGUGGAGGAUGACUAUGAUGGUGUGCGCAUCGGCAACGAGAUGACGCAGGAGUUUAUUGAUGAUAUGAUUCAACGGUUUAAGGACGGCAAGAAGAUUCAUCGCAAGUAUGUCUUCCAAAUCAUCAAGGCCGUGAAGGAAAUUGUCUACAAUGAGCCCACAAUGGUGGAGAUUGGUGUGGAUGCGGGAAAGAAGUUGACGGUCUGUGGCGAUACACACGGCCAAUUCUUUGACCUGCUGGAAAUCUUCCGCCGAAACGGAAGCCCUUCUGAAUCUCACGCCUACCUCUUUAACGGCGAUUUUGUUGACCGCGGCUCGUGGUCCUGUGAGAUUGCCCUGCUUCUUUACGCAUACAAGUGGCUGCGGCCGAACGGGUUGUUCCUCAACCGUGGCAACCACGAGACCGACGACAUGAACAAGGUCUACGGUUUCGAGGGCGAAUGCAAAGCCAAGUACAACGAGCGCGUCUUCAAGGUGUUCUCCGAGUCCUUCUCAGCCCUACCGUUGGCCACUCUGAUCGGCGAGAAGUACCUCGUCCUUCACGGCGGUCUGUUCUCAGAUGACAAGAUCACGUUGAACGACAUUCGGAAACUCAACCGCCACAACCAACGGCAACCCGGCCAGCAGGGUCUGAUGAUGGAGAUGCUCUGGACUGACCCGCAGCCUCAGCCGGGCCGUGGACCCAGCAAGCGUGGUGUUGGCCUGCAGUUCGGUCCGGAUAUCACCAAGCGCUUCUGCGAGAACAACGGUCUCGAGGCCAUUAUCCGAUCGCACGAGGUUCGUAUGGAGGGUUACGAGGUUGAGCAUGAUGGCCGGUGUAUCACCGUUUUCUCCGCGCCCAGGUAUUGCGACUCGACGGAGAACAAGGGCGCCUAUAUCAACCUUGGACCUGAGCUGAAGCUCGAGUAUGAGGUCUUCGAGGCUGUGCCCCACCCUGACAUCAAGCCGAUGGCCUACGCACAGAACUCGAUUCUGUCGACGAUGUGA
Molecule: messenger RNA, 1434 nt
Organism: Penicillium canariense
Lineage: Eukaryota; Fungi; Ascomycota; Eurotiomycetes; Eurotiales; Aspergillaceae
Gene: ppt1
Product: protein serine/threonine phosphatase PPT1
Exons: 5
Coding region: 1-1434 (477 amino acids)
Cellular component (GO): nucleus; cytosol
Molecular function (GO): protein binding; protein serine/threonine phosphatase activity
Source: RefSeq, a predicted model, not a curated record